Molecule: messenger RNA, 1276 nt
Organism: Rhinichthys klamathensis goyatoka
Lineage: Eukaryota; Metazoa; Chordata; Actinopteri; Cypriniformes; Leuciscidae
Gene: cacng2b
Product: calcium channel, voltage-dependent, gamma subunit 2b
Exons: 4
Coding region: 174-1130 (318 amino acids)
Biological process (GO): calcium ion transport; neurotransmitter receptor transport, postsynaptic endosome to lysosome; transmission of nerve impulse
Cellular component (GO): postsynaptic density membrane; AMPA glutamate receptor complex
Molecular function (GO): voltage-gated calcium channel activity; channel regulator activity
Source: RefSeq, a predicted model, not a curated record
CACACUUGUCUUCGUUCUCAAUUCAUCGGCCCUUUGUUGGCCCCUACUCCUCUAGGGCCCUUUUCGGCUCUCCGGCUCCUUGUUUCUUCUUUCUUUGUCCCCUUAAAUUUACAAAUAUUUACUUCCUAUACAUCAAGAGGAAAGGGGUCUCCCCUUUCGUGGAAUGCGGCAGCAUGGGAGUGUUUGAGCGCGGGGUGCAGAUGCUCCUGACCACGGUGGGCGCCUUCGCCGCCUUCAGUCUGAUGACCAUCGCCGUGGGAACCGACUAUUGGCUGUACUCGCGCGGCGUCUGCAAAACGAAGAGUAGCAACGAGAACGAGACCGGCAAGAAAAACGAGGAGGUGAUGACCCACUCGGGCCUGUGGAGGACCUGCUGUCUGGAAGGGAAUUUUAAAGGCAUGUGUAAACAGAUCGAUCACUUUCCUGAAGACGCGGACUAUCAAGCCGACGCAUCAGAGUAUUUCCUGCGUGCGGUCCGGGCCUCCAGUAUUUUCCCCAUCCUCAGUGUGAUCCUGCUGUUCAUCGGUGGACUCUGUGUCGCCGCCAGCGAGUUCUACAAGUCUCGACACAACAUCAUCCUCAGCGCAGGGAUCUUCUUUGUAUCUGCAGGUCUGAGCAACAUCAUCGGGAUAAUCGUGUACAUAUCAGCCAACGCAGGAGACCCGUCCAAGAGCGACUCGAAGAAGAACAGCUACUCGUACGGCUGGAGUUUUUAUUUCGGCGCCCUUUCCUUCAUCAUGGCGGAGAUGGUGGGCGUUCUGGCCGUUCACAUGUUCAUCGACCGGCACCGGGAGUUACGCGUGGCGCGAGUGCGCGUGGACGUCGGGGAAUAUCUUCAGGGAUCCGCCAUCACGAGGAUCCCGAGCUAUCGGUACCGUUACCGGCGCCGCUCGCGCUCGUCCAGCCGCUCCACCGACCCGUCGCACUCGCGGGACGCUUCGCCGGUGGGCCUGAAGGGGUUCGGCCCGUUACCGUCCACCGAUAUCUCCAUGUACACACUCGGUCGCGGCGAAACGAAGACUCCUCACGGGACGCCUCCGAUGUACAACUCCGACAGAGAACCGGAUUUCCUUCAGGUCCACAACUGCAUCCCGAAGGAUGCGAAGGACCGGCGCACCACGCCUGUAUGAGCGCCCCCUGCGGGCAGUGUUGGGGCGUGACUCAUCACAAGUAACUUGAGUUACGUAAUCAGAUUACUUUUUUCAAGUAACUAGCAGGGUUCGUACACGGUGCUUAAAGUACUUGACUUUUUUAAAUUUAAGUUCUGGAAAACCUU